Diaporthe amygdali is the source of this 627-nucleotide messenger RNA. RefSeq lists its product as uncharacterized. Bases 1 to 627 code for a protein of 208 amino acids. The record is from RefSeq and is a predicted model, not a curated record. NCBI's taxonomy places the organism in Eukaryota, Fungi, Ascomycota, Sordariomycetes, Diaporthales, Diaporthaceae. The transcript is spliced from 3 exons.
AUGCUCCUCUUAAAGCUAAGCAUUCUGGCUAUAGCCAUCGCCACCGGCGCCCAGGCUGCCGCCACCCCCGAAAACGGCAUCAUCAGCGCCCGGGAUGCCAGUGCCCCGGAAUAUCAUCCUAACGUGAAAGACCCGGGCGGCCUCCCCCCGUGUCACGGCACAGCCGUCGCUCGCCGUCUCGCCCGGGACGACCCUCGCUCUCCCGAUCUCGAAAUCCGGGACGGCAACGAUGCGUCCUCGGGCCCAAUCGUCCGUACUGGCAAGCGUGCUACUUACCCGUCCAACUACAUUCCCGCCAAGUGCAACCAGCAGGGCUUCAACUGCGUCUAUGCCCAACCGGGCGUUUCGUUCGCCGGCGGCCCAAGCCCCGUAGAAUCAUACAAGCGUGAAGACAAAACCCAAGUCCUAGUCUUCAAAUACUGGCAGCAGGAGGUCAUGUUCACGGCCAACGGCGGCACGACCGUGGCCUACCUGGCCCACGACACCAUCUGGACCUGCGCGAAGGGGCUGAUGCACGCCAAGACCAUCGUCGCGGGAGGGGACGUCAGAGGUCCUAGCGACACAGACCUGUACAACUGCGUCUGCACUUAUGUGUUGAGCGAUGACCUGGUCAUCUGGCCGAGCUGA